Molecule: messenger RNA, 3415 nt
Organism: Exophiala mesophila
Lineage: Eukaryota; Fungi; Ascomycota; Eurotiomycetes; Chaetothyriales; Herpotrichiellaceae
Exons: 1
Coding region: 601-2847 (748 amino acids)
Source: RefSeq, a predicted model, not a curated record
UUCUUCUUCUCCUCGCUAUUCAAUCUUGUAAACUUGAUCAUAAUCUUCAUCUUCAUCUUUCUCUUCUCCUUUCUCCUCUCCACGCCCACUUGUUCUUUGGGGCCUAACCUUGCGACCCCCGGUCCUUUUCACCCACCCUAGUCCCCCUGCGGUCACCUUUUCUCACUACCCCCCAGCCACCUUGAUUUUUCCCUCUCUGGGCAUCUGUACCAGGUCUUUCCGCACCUGACACCCAGUUUGACAGUUCGCGCUCCGAACACGUCCACCUCACCAUUACAUCCACCCACCAGUCCACGACUCUAUCACAACCACUGAACCUCUCCACCACCACUCUUUCUGCAGUUGUGCGCGCCAAACCAAAUCCUCCCUUCUGAUCUCGUUCGCUACACCACUCGACAUUCUCGCGCCGGUACCAUUCAGAUCAAUUCCACCCUCAUUCUCUGCGGUCGACCGCAAAAUCGAGCCCAUCGACGCGCACACAGCAUGAACCCGUAGACGCUCAAUACUCAUCUGGCCUGCAUUUCUUGGGUCGCUGUACCUCACCCCAUCUUCGCGUCAUCCUUUCGAGUCAACACCUGGAGUGCGCUCACCACAAGGACCAUGGCGUAUCCAGAUUCAUCUCCCACACUCAUGGCCUCCUCCGCCCAAAAGAAACCACAAAUGUCCAUCACACUUCCUCGAAAUUUUGCUCCCUUUCGUUUCGAUGGCGUCGACGACCCAAAGACACCAGAUCAGACCUUUGCCGAACUCAAGCUACCUCCUCCACCUCAUCACUCGACUUGUCGCGUCCGUCGAUCCCGCGUCAAUCUGAACUCCUUUCAGGCGCGUAACAAUGCUCUUCCUUCGACGCUCUUUGCAUCCGACAUUCCUGUCCCGUCUAGCGCGCAAUCCAUGCAAUCGACCUUUAGCAUGGAUGCCGACACUCCCCUUCCCUCCGUCGAACUCACUACCGACUCCCUCAGACCGGCUUUCACACACGCUCUUUCAGAUCCGUCACCGAGUGAACGCCUCAGAUUGUCUUCGCUGAGGGAUUCCCAGCUUCCUCGCACACCCAUCGCGCAGACCAAAGUUGUCACGUCCGAAUAUCGAGGGAGCGCUUGGGAUAUGCACCGAUCUUCUUCAGAGUGCUCGAUUCGAUCUGAGUCUUCGCAGUCGUCAACGGAUCAAUUCACGACUCGUCCCACUUCAUUCGAUGGAAGUGCUACCAGUCCAGACUUGGAAGGACAGGAUCCCUUCUCUCCAACCAAAGUCAACAUCAUCCCCGACACUCCGUCAAGGAAGAGCAAGAAACUUCGCGUUCAUACUCUUAUGUCCAAAGGCAACGUCCCCUGGAGCAUCGAGAUGGACAAUCAUCUUUUCAAUGUAUACCAAAUGUACCUGGCAGAUCCCACUGUGACACCUUUCAAGACCGUUCCAGGAAGCAUUCCCCCCACAGGAGUCUGCCAUCGCGUGGCUCGCCGAGCCAGAGAGACGUGGCCCCGCGCCAGCAGAUUCUCCAAACCCAUUGUCAAAAGAUAUCGAGUGCGAAAUGUCAUGGAAUCCCGAUUUGCUGCUCGGGACAAGACGCCAGAGCCGAACGACUUUUUGAAGACGGACAAUGCGGACAUACGGGCUCCUUGGCCCACAGAAUCUGCCACCAGGAAGCGCCUCAAGCAAUUAUGCAAGGAGAAGUUCACGAUCUCAGCACAUUAUCAGCGUCUGCGUGAGUCUCGAAGCCCUUCACCAUUCCAUGAUCAGUUCUUGAGGCGGCCAUCUUCUCGUCUUGGACGCUCAACUUCUCGUCAGCCAGACCAAGACCUCUCGACAGCCUAUACCACCCGAGAGCUUGGGAUUUCCUUGGUCGCUAGCGGUGCAACUGCACCUCUCGCACAACUUGCCACCGGAGACUCUCCCCCAACAAAGGUCAUGUCGGAUGACUGGUUCAAUACUCCAGUCAGCAAAGAUUCAGAGUCUGAGCCCAUGUCACUCUCCACCCCGUCUGGUCUUGGCAUUGAAACACAAUCCGACCGACUCAAGGUGGCCAACAACAUUCCCCGACUUGCUUCACCUUUUAAUUACAGCACUUGGAAUGGGUCCAGCAAUUCUGGUAGUCAACAUCGACGCCAUGUCAGCCAUGGUCAUUUCGGUACAAUCCAUGCUACUGGGUCAAGGCUUCUAUCACCCUUCAAACUCGAGACUGAGUCUCUACUCAAUAUCAAUAAACGACGGGCGCAACACACUCUGGAUGACGAACUCAGUCCCAGUGGUAGCAACCUGAACAAGCCGAUGCAGCCAGAGCUAGAAAUGAAUGCUCCUUCACCCAUGGCACUGGAACCAAAACCAGAAGUUCGUCCAGAGCUAGUGUUUACGGGCGCCGGCGAUAUUAAUCAGCGUCGAAUCCGCGUUCGCAAUCGGGGUGCAACUUUGGGGGCGGUGGUUAAUGGUCGUGAACAUAUCGAAAGACUGUUCAAUCCGCCAACAACACAGACCCCUGAUCCAGACAAUGGUAUACCUCCGGUUCCCGCACUUCCACCAUCUUUGACUGCUUUGGCAAAGCCAGCAACGGGUUUGGCGGCUUCCUCCCUCGCUCCUCCUGAGCUCGAUCCAACUCAAAGGCGGUUGGGCAGUCCGUUUGAGCUGGAUCCUAACAAACGCAACUACCGUGUCAAGAACUCGAGACAUGUUCCGAGCUUGAGUGAUCCAUUCAUCAACACGAGUGCCUUUGCAACAAUGCCAAGCUACGGUCAUGGGCAUAAUAGCAGUCUGAGUAUUGGAGAAAGAUUAGCCUUGUUCAGUACUUUCCAUCCCAGCCACCAUCAACGACUACCAUUACCCGAUCAACCAGCAAGAGAUGAUCCAUUCACUUAAACACUAUCAUUUAGCUUAGGGGGCUCAUUUCAUGUGCUUGAUGGAUCAUGACGUGUCAGAAUGCAUGUGAGGUUGGAAUGUUUACCAUGCCUGACAGAGUACAAUAGCAGGUGCUUUAUGGGGACAGCGGAACGCGGCCUUUUUUGACGAACGACAUUUGCAAGGCGUUUACGACAAAAACAAAUUUAGUGCAGAUUUUGCUGGAGAACUUCCAUGCAUAUGAGGGUGCUGGCUGGGCCGGCUAUUGGCGUUGCUUUCACUUUUGGUCCAUAUGGGACACAGUUCUUGACGAGAAUGUGGAGGUAAUACAUCAGCGUGGUAUCUUGUAUUUUGGGGAGAUUACGACUGGAUGGGUUUUGGUCAUGUAAUCACAGACGUGAUAAAGAGGUGAUAUUGAUCAGUUAUGGACGCCAUGCUGGGCGUGAGAUUUGGCAAGACUGGAUCAGGACUGUCGUUGAGCCAAAGAAGGUCAGCAAUUGGUAGUACCUGAUUUGUCCAGCUUGCUUGGCUAUUACUGCCUCUUCUUCAGGAAAUUUUACGAGCUUAUGAAUAAGAAAAUGAGAAUGAC